UUUGUUCUGUCCUCUCCUCUCCCUUUCUCUGUCUUUAGCUGCGGCGACACCUCCGCUGCCGCCGCCCGAGUCCCGAGCGGUGCGGAAGCCGAAGCCAACAACCGCCGGGGACGAGAGGGAUUGAUUCGGAGAUGGCGUCGACUAGCUCCGCCGGGGACGUGGGAGGCUCAGGGUCAAAAGGUGCGGCUGCAGAUAAAACACUUCCUGCUUCUGCAAAUACCAGUAGCUCAAAUCAAGAGUCUCAUGAUGCUGAUGCAAAAUCACGUGUGGAGGACAUUUGGAAGAAAAUGAACAGUGGUUUGCCUAAUAAGAUGCCCAAACCUGCAAUGACGAAGCUCAGUACAGCAGCAAAAGAAAAGAAAAUUAAAUCAACAAAUAAUUGGAUGACUGUUCUAGGCCUUUCACCAAGUAAGUCAUGCACUGUCGAUCAAGGAUCGAAAAAUGGGCAACAACAGACACAACAUGAAAUGAGCGAGGAUGCCAAAAAACUUGCAGCAAAGGCCCUUGCAGCUGCCAAAAAUGCCGCUGCUAUGGCAUCUGGACGAGGGAAAGUGGAGAUCACUGAGGUAAGGGACUUUGCUGGCAAGGACAUCGAAAUCAAGAAAUUGGUCGAUGCUAAUUCAAAGGAGGCAAUUGAGAAGGCCAAGGCAGCUGGUGCCGCCCCAUCAGCUGUUGAUAACAUUCUAGAGCAAAUACGGAAGAAGCAGAAGCUGAGCGUCCUGGACAAGACGAAGAAAGACUGGGGAGAGUACAAGGAAGAGAACCGAGGCCUGGAGGAAGAGCUGGACGCCUACAAGAAGAGCUCGAACCAGUACCUCGACAAGCAAUCGUUCCUGCAGCGAACUGAUUACCGCGAGUUUGAGCGCGAGCGGGAUGCCCGGCUGUCAUUGAUGUCCAAGCGGAAGACAGAUAUGCGGGAGGACGAUGUGUAGGACUGAAAUGUACCGUGUUUGGAGGCCUUUUUCUCCACUCCUUGCUGUAGACAUUCUUUUGAGAUAAUGGUAGACACUAAAUUGUCAAUGCCUUGCAGUCCCAUUCAAUCUGUUGGUUUUUUUUCCUCUUCGAGAAUUAUAAUGUGUUGAUUACGAA
Molecule: messenger RNA, 1089 nt
Organism: Sorghum bicolor (sorghum)
Lineage: Eukaryota; Viridiplantae; Streptophyta; Magnoliopsida; Poales; Poaceae
Product: craniofacial development protein 1
Exons: 5
Coding region: 132-932 (266 amino acids)
Source: RefSeq, a predicted model, not a curated record